GGAAGGGGGAAGCGCCGAGGCUGCCUGACUGGAAUGAGGGUAGCUGCGGCGACUGCGGCGGCGGGAGCGGGGCCGGCCAUGGCGGUGUGGACGCGGGCCACCAAAGCGGGGUUGGUGGAGCUGCUCCUGAGGGAGCGCUGGGUUCGAGUGGUGGCCGAGCUGAGCGGGGAGAGCCUGAGCCUGACGGGCGACGCCGCGGUGGCUGAGUCCGAGCCCGCUCUCGGGCCCGCGGCGGCCGCCUUCAACGGCCUCCCGAACGGCGGCGGCGCCGGCGACUCGCUGCCCGGGAGCCCGAGCCGCGGCCUGGGCCCCCCGAGUCCACCCGCGCCUCCGGGGAGCCCGGCGGGCGAGGCGGGCGCGUCACCGCCGGUGCGCCGGGUCCGUGUGGUGAAGCAGGAGGCGGGCGGCCUGGGCAUCAGCAUCAAGGGCGGCCGCGAGAACCGGAUGCCGAUCCUCAUCUCCAAGAUCUUCCCCGGACUGGCGGCCGACCAGAGCCGGGCGCUGCGGCUGGGCGACGCCAUCCUGUCGGUGAACGGCACCGACCUGCGCCAGGCCACCCACGACCAGGCCGUGCAGGCGCUGAAGCGCGCGGGCAAGGAGGUGCUGCUGGAGGUUAAAUUCAUACGAGAAGUAACACCAUAUAUCAAGAAGCCAUCGUUGGUGUCAGAUCUGCCCUGGGAAAGUGCCACUCCCCAGUCACCCAGCUUUAGUGGCAGUGAGGACUCUGGUUCUCCAAAACACCAGAACAGCACCAAGGACAGGAAGGUCAUCCCGCUCAAAAUGUGCUUUGCUGCUAGAAACCUAAGCAUGCCGGACCUGGAGAACAGAUUGAUAGAGCUCCAUUCUCCUGAUAGCAGGAACACGUUGAUCCUCCGUUGCAAGGACACAGCCACCGCACACUCCUGGUUCGUAGCUAUCCACACCAACAUAAUGGCUCUCCUCCCACAGGUGUUGGCUGAGCUCAAUGCCAUGCUGGGUGCCACCAGCACAGCGGGAGGCGGCAAGGAGGUUAAGCACAUUGCCUGGCUGGCAGAACAGGCAAAGCUAGAUGGUGGAAGGCAGCAGUGGAGACCUGUCCUCAUGGCCGUGACUGAGAAGGACCUGCUGCUUUAUGACUGUAUGCCAUGGACCAGGGAUGCCUGGGCAUCACCAUGUCAUAGCUACCCUCUUGUUGCCACAAGGCUGGUUCAUUCUGGCUCUGGGUGUCGCUCACCCUCCCUUGGAUCUGACCUGACGUUCGCCACCAGGACAGGCUCUCGGCAGGGCAUCGAGAUGCAUCUCUUCAGGGUGGAGACACAUCGGGAUCUGUCCACCUGGACCCGGAUGCUUGUUCAGGGCUGCCAUGCAGCUGCUGAGUUGAUCAAGGAAGUCUCUCUAGGCUGCACAUUAAAUGGCCAAGAGGUGAGACUCACCGUCCACUAUGAAAGUGGGUUCACUAUCUCCAGGGAAAAUGGAGGUUCCAGUAGCGUCUUGUACCGCUACCCCUUUGAAAGGCUGAAAAUGUCUGCUGAUGAUGGCAUCAGAAAUCUGUAUCUGGAUUUUGGUGGACCCGAAGGAGAACUGACCAUGGACCUGCACUCCUGUCCGAAGCCGAUUGUAUUUGUGUUGCACACAUUCUUGUCGGCCAAAGUCACUCGCAUGGGACUGCUUGUAUGAGCAGCAAAAAAAAAAUCAGUUAAAGAGCCUUGAAUGUCAUAAGAAGUAUUUCCACCUCAGACAAAAAAAAAAAAAAGCACAAACAGAAAGCUCUUUGCUCCCUCCCCCAGCACAGUGCCUUGACAAGGACCUGCAGAUCACUGCUGAACUUACCAUGUUUGAAGAAGAGCUUGCUCUUUACAAGCUACCUUGGCCAGAAAUUCUAGGACUCUAGUAAGCUCCAAAAUGAAUCUGUUAAUUUAUUGUCUCGUCUCCUAAUGUGAUUUCUAAGUAAUUAGGUUUAUAUCCCUUGUUAAGAAGGGUGGCUCAUUCUUUUUCAUUUUGGGCAUAAUCAAACAUAUGAGCGUUUUCUUCUCCUCCUUCCAAUAGAAUUUAUUUCAGGCUUAACCUUGACCACUUACUUAGAACAACCAUCCCUUCACAGGUGCUAGUUUGCAGCAGCCUGGGCUUCUUGGCCACUCCGUGUAGGUUAGACAUUUGGUUGGAAUUUACUGUCCUCAUUUACUCCUCCUAACCUCGGAAGUCCUUGAAUUGCAUCACCAAAGGGUUCUUCACAUGUCCUGGCUCUCCCUGUAUCCUACCCUGACCAUCACGUCCCGCCACGUCACUGGCUUUGCCACGCCUAAGUGCUCACUUUAGGACUUAGAACUUCGGAGAUUUGAUUUGCCUUGCUUUCCACUCCCUAUCUGGUAGUGACCAACUUGAAGAGCAAGUUGGUAACCACUGCUCUAAAAGCAAAGUUUUGCUUGUUUUAGGAUUUUCUGAUUUUUCUCUUUGGUAGGAGCCAGGGGUAAGAUUUCUUUUAAAAGAAAAUCCUCAUUAGCUGAAGCCAUUUUUUAUUGCCGACCAAAUGUGCCUUUGGUGAGGGUUAAUGGAGCUUUAUUAGUCACUGUUUGAAUAACUGGAUAUCACUGCCAUUCCAGGGAAGUCAUCUAUCCUAAUUUUGAGGAACAGUCUUUGAGGUGGGUUUCCUUAGUGUGGUAUCUUUUCCAACUGGUAAAUCUUUUGAAGCAAGAUAAAUCCUGUAGAGCCAGCUUGUUUUAAAGUACACAUCAGUGAAGCAGCACACCGUUAGCACAAACACCGUGUCGCGUCGCUUUGGGCUGUGUGAGCCCAGGCAGGAUCCAGGCCCAGGCCCUCCCCCUCCAGGGCAGCAGGGCGGCAUCCGUCAGCACUGCUCACUCAGUGCUGGCUCGGUCACGCCUCCUGCAGUGGGCAGGGCACCGAGACCAUGGAACAGCUACCCGGGCUUCGCUCAGCCUCACCCGGUGUGUCAUCAGGAGACCACAGCAGCAGCGAAAGGGCUGGUUCUGCAGUACUGGAGAAUCACAUUCAGCUUUCUUUUCCUAAUUAUGAAAGAGGUAUAUAUCUGAAACCAUAUACAACAGUAUAAUAGCUAUAUAAAAUGUCAAGGUUA
Messenger RNA from Cervus elaphus (red deer), 3073 nucleotides. It is a transcript of the gene SNTB2, whose product is annotated as syntrophin beta 2. The transcript is spliced from 7 exons. Gene Ontology annotation, molecular function: protein binding; structural molecule activity. The coding region runs from base 34 to 1656 and encodes 540 amino acids. The record is from RefSeq and is a predicted model, not a curated record. NCBI's taxonomy places the organism in Eukaryota, Metazoa, Chordata, Mammalia, Artiodactyla, Cervidae. Gene Ontology annotation, cellular component: synapse; intracellular anatomical structure; dystrophin-associated glycoprotein complex.